This is a messenger RNA of Clupea harengus (Atlantic herring), 813 nucleotides long. RefSeq names its product tryptase gamma-like. Gene Ontology annotation, molecular function: serine-type endopeptidase activity. Gene Ontology annotation, biological process: proteolysis. Lineage: Eukaryota; Metazoa; Chordata; Actinopteri; Clupeiformes; Clupeidae. Bases 1 to 813 code for a protein of 270 amino acids. The transcript has 5 exons. The record is from RefSeq and is a predicted model, not a curated record.
AUGGAGACACUGCAGGAGCUUCAGGUAGUGGGGAACAAAGAGUGUGCCUGCAAGUUUAAGGAAUUUAUUGCGUUUGACAUCAUUCAGCCCACUAUGAUCUGUAUUGGAGGGAAGGAGGGCAAAGGUGAAAAUUCUGGAGGUCCCCUGCAGUGCAAACAAGGCUCUGUGUGGGUGCAGGCUGGUGUUAACAACUUUGGCUCAUGUGGCACUGGUAAAGCCCCAGACGUCUAUGCACGUGUGUCUGCAUUCCAGACUUGGAUCAUGAAGGAAGUGGGAGAUGGACCAGGUCUUGGCUUUGUGAAAUUCACCUCCAAUGGCACGGACACAGACAAUGAUUUCACCUGCAUCAGAGAGAACAGUACAGACAUUUGUGGCACAGCUCCUCUCAGUAGCAGGAUAGUUGGAGGACAGGAUGCGUCUGCAGGGAGCUGGCCAUGGCAGGUCAGCCUCCAGAGACCAUAUGGUCACGUGUGUGGAGGUUCCCUCAUCAACAAGGAGUGGGUGCUGUCUGCUGCUCACUGCUUCAGCAGUGCUGACACAAGCGGGUGGGUCAUCCAUCUGGGUCAACAGUCUGUGAUUGAUUGUAACCUAAAUGGAGUGUCUAGAACAGUGGCUGAGAUAAUUCUACAUCCUGAGUAUGAUGCUUCCACAAAUGAGAGUGACAUGGCUUUGCUCAGGAUGAACAACACUGUCUCCUUCACCAAGUACAUUAGACCCGUCUGUCUGGCAGCCAGCGGCAGCAUCUUUCACCAGGGCACAGAAAGCUGGGUCACUGGCUGGGGAAAUAUUGGAGAAGGAGGUGACAUUUCUUGA